This is a messenger RNA of Cyprinus carpio (common carp), 1227 nucleotides long. RefSeq names its product alsin-like. Lineage: Eukaryota; Metazoa; Chordata; Actinopteri; Cypriniformes; Cyprinidae. The transcript has 5 exons. Bases 16 to 459 code for a protein of 147 amino acids. The record is from RefSeq and is a predicted model, not a curated record.
AUAACAUAUUAUAAAAUGGACGGUGGCUCUUACAGUUUUGAGUUGAAUGUUUUUUUGUUUUCCAGAAAGUUCUGGCCAGUUUCUGUCUCUGUACUGGGAAAGAAAAAGCAGGUCUUGCCUAGUACUAAAGAUGCAUGCUUUGCCACUGCUGUUGAAACCCUGCAACAGAUCAGCACAGCGUUCACUCCCUCAGACAAGUUGCAAGUGAUACAGCUGACCUUUGAGGAGGUCACUCAGGAAGUGCAGGCUCUGCUUGGGAAAGAGUUUCUGUGGUGCAUGGAUGACCUCUUUCCGAUCUUCCUCUAUGUGGUGCUCCGCGCACGGAUCAGAAACCUGGGCUCUGAAGUGAGUCUGAUAGAGGACCUAACAGACGGCAGUCUACAGCUGGGACAGCUUGGAUUCAUGUUAACAACUCUCAAAGCCUGCUACAACCAGAUUCAGCUUGAGAAGACGACAUAGGAGGGAUUGUUUUGCGAAGAGUGCAGCCACAGCUUUGCCAACUUGCGCACAGUUUUACAGAGCCAUUUAAAGAGACACGGAUUAGAGGUCAAGGCAAGAUGUGCUCAUUUAUUUCAGGUCUCAAAAAUAAGCUCACUUUCCACUCAUCUCCCUUAAGCACUGUUCUACAGAGAUUACUUCAAUUGUUAUAACUACUGAGACUCUCACAUUGACCAUCUGACUGCCAGCACAGUUACCCCUUGAAGAAACAUGUACAUUUCAACACCCAUAUUACAUGGACAGAAAAGUUUUCUGUUUUAUAUAAGAUCGCAGAAUAAGCACUCAACAGGUGUCACAAGGUUAUUACAUGCAGUUUCAGUAAUAACUGACAGUCAUAUUGCUAUAUAUUAUAUUCUAUUAUUAGCAUUCUGUCUCUGGCUUAUAUACUGAUACUCAAACUAAUGAUGAUACUCUGAUUUUAAAAUAAUCAGAUGAAACUAUGUAACUUUAUCGGAGCAGUGCUCAUGUGACACAAAAACAAUGGGGUUUUUUGAAUGAAUUAUCUCAGAUUGACAGUAACGUGAACAAAUAUAUCUACUCUAUAUAGAACUAAUCAACUAAAACCACGCUUAUUUAUAUAAGCAACAGCGAUAAACAGAAGUAUUUAAAUAUUUUGUUAUAGAAAACCCAUACAUACAAACAUAAACUACUGUUGAAACAUUUGAGGUCAGUAAGAUUUUUUUUAAUGUUUUUGAAGUCUCUUAUGCAUACCAAGGCAGCAUGUGUUUG